Australozyma saopauloensis is the source of this 465-nucleotide messenger RNA. RefSeq lists its product as uncharacterized. Bases 1 to 465 code for a protein of 154 amino acids. The transcript has a single exon. Lineage: Eukaryota; Fungi; Ascomycota; Pichiomycetes; Serinales; Metschnikowiaceae. The record is from RefSeq and is a predicted model, not a curated record.
AUGGGCCAGUGUGCCAGGACCUGCGGAUUAUUUCCUUUCCACCCCAUGGUCGCGCCGUCCUGCGCCGGCCUGCACGCGCCUGCACACGUCUGCACAGAAACCCGUUUUCUUACUAUCUCCGCGCCUCCCAUUGGCCAGCGACCCAUUUAUCAGCCACCGUGCAGGCGCCAGCGGGCACCACACACACCCGCAUUCCUGGCCUUAACCACUCAGGCGCACCGCAGUAGGUCUUAUCCCCAGGCAUGCCUAAUUCGCUACAGAUUACACUCCAGUAUAUUUGCAGUGAUCCUGCCGGCUGCCCCGACCGGUUUGGAAAUUUUUUCCUUUCUUCUUUUUUCCCCAAGCACCUAUUCUCUUCAUUUUCGAUUUUAUCCCUGCCGCGGUCUCUAUUCUAGUAGCUUAGUAUCGUAUUCGUCCAUUUGCAGGCCCCCUACUCUUCACACAUCGGUCCCUCUUCUUCAUUGA